Messenger RNA from Scaptodrosophila lebanonensis, 1971 nucleotides. Its product is annotated as organic cation transporter-like protein. Gene Ontology annotation, molecular function: transmembrane transporter activity. The record is from RefSeq and is a predicted model, not a curated record. Bases 203 to 1867 code for a protein of 554 amino acids. The transcript is spliced from 6 exons. Gene Ontology annotation, cellular component: membrane. Gene Ontology annotation, biological process: transmembrane transport. NCBI's taxonomy places the organism in Eukaryota, Metazoa, Arthropoda, Insecta, Diptera, Drosophilidae.
UGCCUCUCCCUCUCGGCCACGUUUUGGCAAAGAGCAUGUGCCAUAAGGAAAUUGUGAAAACCAUUCUAAUUGUGCGGUGCUGUGUUGUGUUUGUAAUUCCGUGUGCUUGAAUUUGUUUACAAUGAAAUAGCCAAUGAGAAAAGUGUAGAGAGAAGCUGCGGUGCUAGAGAAACAAUUGCGGCAAAGGAUACCCCGGCGGUGAAUGCAAGUGGUGGCCCGCGAACGAAAGAACACCAUGCUGGAGGUCAACAAAAUACUGGAGAAGUGCGGGGACUGCAAUCGGUUGCAGUUCCUGAUGCUCUUCCUAUUCAGCUUCAUCAACGUGCUGUCUGCCAUGCACUACUAUUCGCAGACAAUCAUCACAUUUUUACCCAAAUAUUGGUGUGCCGAUGGCUUGGCCUCGGCCGAGGAGGCGCCUUCAAAGUCCAGCUGCCUGCCCAUAGACUACAACGAAACGUCCUCCGACAGUUGUGAGCGCUACGACUACGAACUCUACAUGGGCUACGAGAGCUAUGCCAGCGAUAUGGGAUGGAUAUGCGAUCAGGCCUGGAAGCUAACCAUCGGCCAGUCCAUGUUCUUUGUCGGCUCUGUGGUUGGCACAUUAUUGCUGGGCUAUCUGGCCGAUAGAGUCGGACGCUUACCCAUCCUGAUUGUGGCCAAUGUGAUAGCCAUGGGGGGCAACAUGCUGACCAUCUUCGGCACCACCUUGCCCCUCUUCUGCCUCUUCCGCUUAAUAUCGGGCUUUGCCACAGACAGCAAUUUUGUAAUGAUGUACAUAUUGGUCAUGGAAUACAUGCGUCCCUCGCUGCGCACUGUAGGCCUCAGCAUUUGUAUUGGCAUCUUCUAUUGUGUGGGGUCCAUGGGCGCACCCUGGAUCGCGGUGCUGGCCCGCACCUGGCGUGGUUUCUUGAUCGCCACUUCGCUGCCCUUUGCCCUGGUGCCGCUCUUCUAUUUCAUUGUGCCUGAGAGCGUUCAGUGGCUGAUCUCGAAGCAGGAGUACGAGAAGGCUGUGGCCUGCCUCAAGCGAGUGGCCCGCAUCAAUGGGCGCCAGGUGGAGGAGAGCGCCUACCAGGAGUUUAUUGAGGAAUGCAAGUUCAGUCAACAGCACCUGAAGGUGGCACCCAACCUGCUGGACCUCUUCAAGACGCCGCGCCUGCGCCGCAACACGUUAAUUUUAUUCUUCAAGUCCAUGGUUAUUACACUCUGCUACGAUGCCGUCUCCCGCAAUGUCCAAGGUCUUGGCAUUUCGCCGUUCGUCAUGUUCACGCUGAGCGCCACGACCAUACUGCCUGCCUGCCUGGUAAUAAUUCUGCUGCAAGAUCGGAUCGGACGCAAGGCAAUGGCUUCCAUUUCGUUGCUGUUGAGUGGCAUUUUCAUUUCGGUGACGGGCGCCAUACUCUUUGCUGUUGCCUCCAGCGCAGAACGCAGUGCCACCUUGCUCGUCACACUCUCGGUUAUCGGUCGUUUUGGCAUUACGGUCGCCUACAACUCGGCCGCUCAGUACGCCACCGAGCUGAUUCCCACUUGUGUGAGGGGUCAGGGCGUGGGUGCUGUCCAUGUCAUGGGCUAUGCCUUCACAUUCUUCAGCGCCUUCAUUUUGUACACCCGGACUAUAUUUUCACCACUGCCCGAAAUUAUUCUGGGCUUCAUUUCACUGCUGGGCGCAGGCCUGUGUCUGCUGCUGCCAGAGACACUGCAUCGGACUCUGCCCACGUCCUUGGAGGAUGGCGAGAAGUUUGGCAAAAAUGAGAAAUGGUACACGUUCAGUUUUAUGGAGAAGCGGACUCAGUCAGUGGCUGCAUUAGCCACGCAGAAUUCUACAAUGAAAUCACAUUCCAAUUCUGUCGAUUCGGCGGCUUACUUUUAAAAACAACAUCUUCAGAAUUGCAUUCUACUUAUUUUCUUUUGUUACUUCGUUGGUGAUAUUUGUUUUAUAGAUAAUGUAAAUAAAUGUAAUUAAUUGUAAGCUUA